UCGUUAGCCGGCAGGAAAAUCUAGAUUAAGCUCGGGCCUUCGACUUUGGUUUCUGAUCUCCGUCUUGUUCUUUUUUUUGUUUCUAUUCGCAAUCCGUUCAUGCGUAAUUAUCCGUCCUUUCGCCCCUCCACGUACGAUGUACGAUACGCAAAAAACGAAUCGACCGAUCGCCAUCGACCAUCGACCAUCGACCGAACCGUAUCGAAAAAUCAAAGGCAACCGGAGAGGAAGAUCGAGGGUAGGGCGUCCCAAAAGGACUCCGCGGAGAAUCCCGAGUUUAUGAAGAGGCAAGAACAGAAGAGGAGCGAUUUGGACGAUCAGCUGAAGGAAUACAUCGCGGAAUGGCGGAAGCAGAGGGCCAAGGAAGAGGAGGAGCUGAAGAGAUUGAAGGAGAAGCAAGCGAAGCGCAAGAUCACUCGCGCGGAAGAGGAGAAGAGAUUGGCUCAGAUGAAAAAGGAGGAGGAGGAACGUCGCCAACGUGAAAUCGAGGAGAAGAAACAGCGCGACAUGGAGGAGAAGAGAAGGCGUCUCGAGGAAUCGGAAAAGAAACGCCAGGCUAUGAUGCAAGCUAUGAAGGACCAGAGCAAGAAGGGUCCCAAUUUCACCAUCACCAGGAAAGAUUUGGCAGGUAACCUGACGUCGGCGCAACUGGAGCGCAACAAGACGAAGGAGCAGCUCGAAGAGGAGAAGAAGAUCUCUUUGAGCAUUCGCAUCAAACCUCUGGAGGUCGAGAAUCUGUCCAUCGAGAGACUCCGGGCGAAAGCCAACGACCUUUGGGACACGAUAGUCAAGCUGGAAACCGAGAAGUACGAUCUCGAGGAGCGGCAAAAGCGUCAAGACUACGACCUUAAAGAAUUAAAGGAACGUCAGAAGCAGCAGUUGAGGCACAAGGCUCUGAAGAAAGGUCUCGAUCCCGAAGCCCUUACCGGCAAGUACCCGCCCAAGAUCCAAGUCGCCUCGAAAUACGAACGUCGAGUCGAUACCAGGUCCUACGACGAUAAGAAGAAGCUCUUCGAGGGUGGCUAUGACACGCUUUUAGCGGAGGUCAACGAGAAACUUUGGAAACAGAAAACGGAACAGUUCAUGAAGCGCACCAAAACGAAGUUGCCGAAAUGGUUCGGCGAGAGGCCGGGCAAAAAGGCUGGAGAUCCCGAGUCUCCGGAGGGCGAGGAAGACGUGAAGGCUGCGGCUGAGGAUGAAGAUUUGGAGGAACCACAGUUCGAGGAAGAAGAGGAAGAAGAAGAGGAAGAGGAGGAAGAGGAGGAGGAAGAGAAGAAGGGAGGCGCUAAGAAGGACGAAGAAGAAGAGGAAGAAGAGGAAGAGGAAGAGGAGGAGGAGGAAGAAGAGGAAGAGGAGGAAGAAGAAGAGGAGGAGGAAGAGGAGGAAUAAGCUUAUCCUCCUUUGAACGAGUACACAGGCGCCUGAACGAGACCCGCGAGUUCGAUCGAUUCGAUCGGUCGACCGAAAUAACGAAACAACUUUCGGACCAUCGGACGGACAUAGUCGUGGCGGCAGCGGAGACGACGAUGGCGCGCGACCGCGGUCGGAAUCUCGUCGCCGUGGGCUGGCUCUUCGCUUCCGGCUCCUCUUUCGUCGCGCGUCGUCGUCGUCGCGUCGAGGCGAUCGCGAAAAGAACGGUCACGCGUCUUCUCCUCGCCCACGACCGAGCCUGCGACGGCGAGCGUUCCGUCGCGACGAAACGCGCUUACCACUUCUCGGCUGUCCUGCCACCGCUACUCAUACCAUUCGUUGCUCGUAAUACUUAAUUGCUACUAUUAUUCUUAUUAUUAUUAUAUUGUACAAAAUACACGCACACAUUAUUAAAAUAAAAAGGAAGAAGAUCGAU
This is a messenger RNA of Ceratina calcarata, 1846 nucleotides long. It is a transcript of the gene TpnT, whose product is annotated as troponin T, skeletal muscle. Gene Ontology annotation, cellular component: troponin complex. The record is from RefSeq and is a predicted model, not a curated record. Gene Ontology annotation, molecular function: tropomyosin binding. NCBI's taxonomy places the organism in Eukaryota, Metazoa, Arthropoda, Insecta, Hymenoptera, Apidae. Gene Ontology annotation, biological process: muscle contraction; regulation of muscle contraction; sarcomere organization. Bases 100 to 1389 code for a protein of 429 amino acids. The transcript has 12 exons.